GGCUGCACUUCCGUAGCCUGCUGGCGGCUAAGCCAGCUAGCUGCUGUCAGUCCGUCGGUGGCUGCUUCCUUCCGGGGACGCGGGUCCAAUGAACGCCGCCUAAAUGCUGCCUUGACGACGCGGAAGCAGCCUGAGUCGACGAGGUCGGAGUGCGUGUCGAAAUGGAGACGGACGGGAGUUGAAAAAAAGACCAAAAAAAGUGUGCGUUUAUUCGAAGCUAACCUGCUAGCCGCGGCUAAGCCCCCCUCCUCCCCCUCACCCCCCUCCCCUCCCCCGGCCAGCCAGUUGACGGCAGCCCGCUCAGUGCGUCUCCUCUCCUGGCCGCCGGAGACCCCCGAACAUGAAGAAGUUCAACAUCCGCAAGGUGCUGGACGGACUGACGGCGGUGUCCUCGUCGUCGUCGACGGCCGCCCAGACGGGGGCCUGCAAGGAGAGCGACGCCGUGCUGGAGAGUCUGCAGUCGGAGCAUUUCCAGCUCUGCAAGACCGUACGUCAUGGUUUCCCGCAUCAGCCGUCCGCCAUGGCCUUUGACCCAGUGCAGAAAAUCUUGGCCGUCGGGACCCUGACUGGAGCAUUGAGGCUCUUUGGCCGAGCGGGUGUGGAGUGUUACUGUCAACACGAGAGCGGCGCCGCUGUCAUCCAGCUCCAGUUCCUUAUCAACGAGGGGGCGCUAGUGAGUGUCUUGGCUGAUGACAGCAUCCACCUGUGGAACCUGAGGCAAAAGAUCCCUGCCAUCCUGCAUUCCCUCAAGUUCAACAGGGAGAGAGUCACCUACUGCCACCUGCCCUUCCAGAGCAAAUGGCUUUACAUCGGCACAGAAAGAGGAAACAUCCACAUCGUCAACGUGGAGUGCUUCACCCUCUCAGGCUACGUCAUCAUGUGGAACAAAGCCAUCGAACUAUCCACCAAGACACACCCAGGGCCGGUAGUGCACAUCAGUGAUAACCCCAUGGAUGAAGGCAAGCUCCUGAUUGGAUUUGAGUGUGGAGUGGUGGUGUUGUGGGACUUAAAAUCCAAAAAGGCUGACUACCGCUACAAUUACGAUGAGGCCAUCCACUCGGUCGCCUGGCACCACGAAGGCAAACAGUUUGUCUGCAGCCACUCGGAUGGCACUCUGACCACAUGGAAUGUACGCGCCCCCGCCAAGCCUGCACAGAUCAUCACGCCGCAUGGAAAGCAGCCCAAGGAUGGCAAGAAGCCAGAGCCAUGCAAGCCUAUCCUGAAGGUGGAGUACAAAACAACGAGAGCUGGGGACCCAUUCAUGGUUCUGUCUGGAGGACUGUCCUACGACACGGUGGGGAGGAGAGCCUGUCUGACCGUGAUGCACGGCAAGAGCACCGCCGUACUCGAGAUGGACUUCCCAAUCGUGGACUUCCUCACGCUGUGUGAAACGCCAUAUCCUAACGACUUCCAGGAGCCUUACGCAGUGGUGGUCCUCCUCGAGAGGGAUUUAGUCGUCAUCGACCUCGGACAGAUUGGCUACCCGAUAUUUGAGAACCCGUAUCCCCUAACCAUCCACGAGUCCCCGGUGACCUGCUGUGAGUACUUUGCCGACUGCCCCGACGAACUUAUUCCUGCACUUUACUCCGUUGGCAGCCGGCAAAAGAGACAAGGUUACAGCAAGAAGGAGUGGCCAAUCAGCGGGGGGACCUGGGGUCAAGGCACACAAAGUUACCCAGAGAUUAUCAUCACAGGACAUGCUGAUGGCUCCAUUAAGUUUUGGGACGCUUCUGCACUGAUGCUGCAAGUGCUGUACAAGCUGAAGAGCGCCAAGGUGUUUGAGCGGGCACGCUGCAAGGAGGAGAAGGCCAACACGGAGAUGAUGGAGGAGGACCCCUUUGCCAUCCAGACCCUGUGCUGGUGCCCCGAGAGCAGGAUGCUGUGCGUGGCCGGCGUGUCCGCCCACGUCAUCGUCUACAGAUUCAGCAAACAAGAGGUCACCAGCGCUGAGGUGCAGCUCUUGGAGGUGCGUCUGCGGUGCGAGCUGAACGACGCGGACUCGCCCGACCCCGCAGGAGAGCAGACCCCCACGGCGUCCCCGCCCAGCCCCCAGGAGACGGAGCCCACCACGCAGCCCUCCACUGGCAGCAACUCCUCGGAGGCAGCGCGGGACAACAUGCCGGGCCUGCAGGUGCGCAGCUCCGCCCUGAAGCAGUCUCCGGGGUACCAGGUGGAGCUGGUCAUCCAGCUGCUGUGGGUGAGCGGGGAGCCUCCUCAGCAGAUCACCAGCUUGGCCAUGAACUCCUCGUACGGACUGGUGGUGUUCGGGAACAGUAGCGGUCUGGCGGUGGUGGACUACCUCCAGAAGACCUUGCUCCUCAACAUGGGCACGUCCGAGCUCUACAGCCCCUCUGAGCCCUACCAGAGGCAGCCCCACUCCCCACGUAAAACCCGGCAGCCCUCUGGAGCGCUGUGCGACCCCACCGACGGUUCGAACGCCCCCGAGGAGCGCUGCAAGUCGCCGACCUCAGGAUCGCCCUCGCCCUGCAAUUCGGAGGACGAGCGCAAGCCCAAGUUCCUAGACAAGGUCAAGUACAACAGCAGGCGCUUUUCCAAGACGGUUGCCAAUGACUUUGCUAGGAUGUCACGGAAAAUUAGCUCAUCUAACGAGCAAAAGCCAAACACGGCCAUGGGACAUGUUGAAAGCGCGUCUGUGUCGAACUUGCGAGCAAAGUGCCAUUCCCUGCCGUGUCGGAAUCGCGUUAAUCACAGCGACGACGGCAUGAAGAUGAGCAGGAAGAGCGUCAAGCUGGUCUUCCCUAGAACCAGCUCAGACACCGACUUCAACUCCAAGGACAACUGCUUCAUUCGCUCACGUAGUUCCAGCGUCAGCAGCAUCGACAGAGAAUCCCGAGAUGCCGUCUCUUCCUUCUGCUUCUGCGAGACCUUCCCCAGGAAGUCAGACAGCCCGCUCAGCCCCUGCGUGCUGGUGGGCACCACCCAGGGCACGGUCAUGAUGGUGGCCCUCAGCCUGCCCCCCGGCGGGGAGGACCAGAGGCUCCUGCAGCCCGUCGGCGUCUCCCCCUGCGGCACCGUGGCCAAACUCAAAGGGGCCGUCUUGACCAUGGCGCUGCUGGACGCCACAGGAGCCCUGCUGCCCACCCCCUACGAGUCCUGGUACGACCCCAACGCCUCGGACGAGGAGAAGGAGAAGAGCAAGCGGCGGAGGCCGGCCUCCCCGCCCUCGUCGCAGGAGGGCCAGGACUGCCAGUUUGCCGUCUUGUGCUCGGAGAAGCAGGCCAAGGUGGUGGCCAUGCCCUCGCAAACGCGCGUCCACAAACACAACAUCACCGAGUCCUCCUUCGUGCUGAGGGCCGACGUGGUGCAGAUGGCCGGCGCCAACUGCAUCGCCUGCUUCUGCGCCAACGGUCACAUCAUGACGCUCAGCUUGCCCAGUCUGCGGCCUCUCUUGGACGUUAACUACCUGUCGCUGACCGACAUGCGGAUUGCCAGGACCUUCUGCUUCUCCAAUCUGGGCCAAGCCCUCUACCUCACCUCCCCCACGGAGGUCCAGAGGAUCACCUACAGCCUGGACACCUGCGACAACCUGCAGGAGAUGCUGAGUGAGUUGUUCACACCUGUGGAAACACCUGAAGCCCCCAACAGAGGUUUCUUCAAAGGCCUCUUUGGUGGAGGAGCUCAGUCUCUGGACCGGGAGGACCUCUUCGGCGAAACCACCGCCGGGAAGGCGUCCCGCAGCCUGGCCCAGCACAUCCCCGGCCCGGGCGGCAUGGAGGGCAUGAAGGGGGCGGCGUCUGGCGUCGUCGGGGACCUGGCCCGAGCCCGGAUAGCUCUGGACGAGCGAGGUCAGAAACUGGGGGAGUUAGAGGAGAGGACGGCGGCCAUGAUGUCCAGCGCAGACUCCUUCUCCAAACACGCUCACGAUAUGAUGGUGAAGUACAAAGACAAGAAGUGGUACCAGCUCUGAUGGCGGCAUGUGGUGCAGCACUGUGGACUCUGAGGACCAAACAUGUGAGAAGGUGUGCUCACAUCUCCAUCUGCACGUCUGCAUCCAACAAAGAUGACAUCUUUAUGUUGACUCACUUUUCAUUUCAAGAACAUACUGAGUACCUUUAAUGGAGUUAUUAGGAGUUUGUUUUGUUGGCUGGUGCUGGACUGCUCCUUUCAAUCGGUGGUGUUUGUCACAUCAGCCUCUUUUCUCCUUUAAAAGCGUGGCCUCAAACUUUCAACUUUGACCUCACGGGUCUCUUCCUCUCCUUCUUCUUCUUCUUCUUCCUCUCCUUCUUCUUCUCCUUCUUGCACACGGACGACUGCAUGAUGUCACGUGUUCACAAACCUGCGGGUUUUCCUUUCAGAGACAUUUGGUUUGGGGAAAAAACUCAUCCUCAAACCCCCUGCUGUUUACAUCCUGUGUGUGUGUGUGUGUGUGUGUGUGUGUGUGUGUGUGUGUGUGUGGGCGUGGCUUUGCUUGGCUUCCAGCACUGUGUAAAGGGGGAAGGGCCGCCUCAAAAAGAAGCCCCUGCCCCCCCCCCCUCUCACUUGUCAUCCCUCCCAUCAGUCCAUCCGUCUUUCUUUCCGUCCUCCCGUCUUCUCAGAUGAAUACCUGGGGAGUCGCAGUAUUUUUUCAUUUUUGUACAGUUUAUUAAAGAUGAAUUCCCCGUG
This is a messenger RNA of Nerophis ophidion (straightnose pipefish), 4623 nucleotides long. RefSeq names its product syntaxin binding protein 5b (tomosyn) (gene stxbp5b). Gene Ontology annotation, cellular component: plasma membrane; cytoplasm; SNARE complex. NCBI's taxonomy places the organism in Eukaryota, Metazoa, Chordata, Actinopteri, Syngnathiformes, Syngnathidae. The record is from RefSeq and is a predicted model, not a curated record. Gene Ontology annotation, molecular function: myosin II binding; syntaxin binding; GTPase activator activity. Gene Ontology annotation, biological process: regulation of exocytosis; regulation of protein secretion.